Ceratosolen solmsi marchali is the source of this 1357-nucleotide messenger RNA. RefSeq names its product insulin-like growth factor-binding protein-related protein 1. Gene Ontology annotation, biological process: regulation of signal transduction; regulation of cell growth. The record is from RefSeq and is a predicted model, not a curated record. Gene Ontology annotation, molecular function: insulin-like growth factor binding. The transcript has 5 exons. Bases 113 to 931 code for a protein of 272 amino acids. NCBI's taxonomy places the organism in Eukaryota, Metazoa, Arthropoda, Insecta, Hymenoptera, Agaonidae. Gene Ontology annotation, cellular component: extracellular region.
GCCACAUCCGUAAGAAUUUAUCACGUUUCCUCACUUAUCAUCGGCUCAUCUUCGCUCCAUACGCAACGCUCCUCGUCACUUGCGCUAUCCAUCGUCGACGUCAGUCUUCAAAAUGUCGCGCCAGCCGCUACUCCUAACGCUCCUCGCGUUCAUCGGCUUAGCUUCCGGCUACUUGGCGCUCCACUCCAGAGGAUCACAUCCCGCGAAAAUCGCCAACUCUCUCAAUUAUACAGAGGGUUGCCGAGCUUGCGACAUCAACAGAUGCCCCGCGGACGCUUCGCUCUGCCCUCUGGGCUUCGUGCCCGACGUUUGUGGCUGCUGUACCAAAGGAGUCUGCGCCCGUCUCGGUGGCGAAUCCUGCUGGAACGCGAGCAUCCCGGAACUGCCGAAAGUACGGAAGAACGAGGGCCUUUGCUCCCGGAAUUACUUUUGCAAGUUACGCGAUGAUCUACAGCCCGAGGAUGUACCCGAAGCAACGUGCAGUUGUAUGGAACAAAGUUUAGCCUGCGGAACUAACAAUCGCACCUACGACACACCUUGUUUCCUUCACGAGGAAGCAAUCCGCAUUCGGGACUCUUUAUUGGAGUUACAACAUUUGGGUCCCUGCCCCAGUCGACCGAGGAUCUAUUCAGGUCCUAAAGACAUAGUGGCGACUACCGGCCAAAUAAUUGCCUUUGACUGCGAGGCUAAAGGCUUUCCACUGCCACACAUUUAUUGGGAAUUUCAUUCGGCGGAUGGCAGUAAAUUUUUUCGAUUGCCCUAUAAUAAGCUGGAGAACAGCGAUGCGAAGCAAGCGGAACCGGAAAAUUUGAUUCAAACUUCUUGGUUACAACUGGGACGUUUUGAAACUUAUCACGUUGGCACUUAUCACUGCAUAGCGAAAAAUCCCUAUGGAGAAGCCAGUGCGUCAUCCCAAGUAUCCAUGAGAUAAGUAGCUUAUCCAAGCUUUUAAAUCCAAUCCACGAAAUUGCACUGGAUAUUACCAGCUAUCGACUGAUGGCGGAGGACUGAAAACAAACAUCAUCUUAUAUUAAAAUCUAUUUCAAAUCAUUUACUAACGUUAUUGAAACUUUUAUAUGUUCACGUUCAAUAAUCGACAAGAAGCUCAUUUUAUGUUCUUAAUUACAUUGCGUUUUAACAUUGAAAAUGAUAUUAGUAUUUCAACAUCCGUUGUACAUUAUAAUUUAACGAAUCAAUUUUUUACUAUAACACUUAUACUAUAGUCAAUCUAUCUCUCUUAAACUAAUUGACAAGAAUGAUGUACAAAAAUUAAUUUAACUUCGAUUUGUUUGAAUUAUAUCAAGAUAUAUGGAUAUAUAACGACUAUUAUCUUACUUCCUCGUUUAGCGAAAUGUAA